UCAAAAAUGGGUGCAGAUGGAGGAACUAUUCCAAAACGUUGUGAACUUGUACGUAAAAAGAAAAAGAAGGAAAAAAUUGAAAAGAGUUACGAAGCAGCAACAAAGUGGCGAACUUGUCAACUUUCGCAAGAACCUUUAAAGAAGCCUGUUGUUGCCUGCAAGCUUGGAAGACUUUACAAUAAGGAAGCAAUUUUGGAAGCAAAAUUGAACAAAACAUUGUCAACCAACCAAGCAACAGAACACAUCCAUUCAUUAAGUGAUGUUAAAGAAUUAAAGUUGGUAGAUAAUAAAGCUUGGAAAAAUGAAGGGGCUGAAAAAGGGGAUGUUUAUAUCGACAUGAAUGAGACUCCUUGGAUAUGCCCAAUUACUUCUCUUCCAAUGAAUGGAACUAGCGCUUUUUUUGUCAAUUGGUUGUGUGGAUGUGUUUUUUCUGAAAAGGCUGUUAAUGAAUUAAAACCUGAUGCUUGUUUAGGCUGUUCUGGUCCUUUUAAAGAAGAAAACUUGAUAAAAUUAAAUCCAGAAGAUGAAUUACUAGAUUUAUACAAAAAACGUAUUGCUGUAGAAAUUGAAGAGAAGAAACGCAAAAAGAUGGAAAAGAAAGAGGAAGGAAGUGGAGGAAAAAGAAAAAUGGGCGAAAAACCAAAAGAAGUUGCUAAAAAAGUCAAAAAAGACGAAGAAGUCAAAAGUAUUCAAAAUUCUAAAGAUUUACCUCAAAGUGUAAAAUCUAUAUUUACAACAAGUGAAGAAGCUAAACAACAACCUAGAGCACAUUGGGUUACUCAUAAUCCUUUAUAUUAUUAA
Meloidogyne enterolobii is the source of this 801-nucleotide messenger RNA. The record is from the annotation of a GenBank genome assembly. NCBI's taxonomy places the organism in Eukaryota, Metazoa, Nematoda, Chromadorea, Rhabditida, Meloidogynidae.